UUGACCACACCUACAGCUGUGAAGGUAGAUGGCAUCUCUUCCUGGAUACAUGCUUCACAUCUGAAGAAAGCGCCUCAACCAGACCCGGACUGGCGACAUGAAGAGGAGUCAACUCUCCGUGGAAAUAAGAAAUGGAGAAUGAGGACAGCACGAGAGACCCCUGUGCUGGAGCUACAGCCGGUGUCACCUGCUUCAGCCCUGGGGCCCGGAGCACCUGCUGGAAUGGCACCGGGCCUGGCAGAGCCAGCGCCAGGUCCAGAGCCCACCAGCCCCUGUGCGGCGAGCAUCUGGGACAUACCGGGAGUGGUCUCGGGCCCCGAGGUGGAGCCCCAUGAGCCUUCAGAACCCAGCAGGCCUUCCCCCAGCCCUGGGAUGAGACCGGCUAGGCGCCAUGCCUGGGAGCCCGAUGAUGUGACCAGCAUCCUCCAUGGCAGCCAGCUUUCAUCCAUCCCAGAGGGCCAAGCCCUCCACCACUUGGUCGAGAAGAAGCACCUGGGGCCCACUGUGGCAGAGCUGGAAGAACCACGGCAGACGCAGCUGGCUCCAGAGACACAGGGAGGGCCGGCUUCAUGGCUAGAGCCAGUUCAGGAGCUCCCUGAGACCCCUGUGCUGGAGCUACGGCCGGUGUCACCUGCUUCAGCCCCUGCAGAGCCAGAGGACAUCCCAGCAGCGCCCUCAGCCCCAACGCUGAGCCCUGAGCUUGAGCCCCAUGAGCCCUCGGGCACGGGGCCCAGGGCACCUGCUGGAAUGGCACCGGGCCUGGCAAAGCCAGAGCCAGCUCCAGAGUCCAUCCUCCCGGCAUUCCCCCCCCGUCUGGUGGCCGAGCAGCUGACUCUGAUGUAUGCAGAACUGUUCACCAAGGUGGCAGUGGCCGACCGCAAGACCCGCUGCAGGAGCCAGUCAUACAACGGAAACGUUGAGCACCUGGCCCCCGCCGUCAAUAAGAUCAUAAAAGAAUUCAAUGACGUA
This is a messenger RNA of Manis pentadactyla (Chinese pangolin), 969 nucleotides long. RefSeq lists its product as uncharacterized. Lineage: Eukaryota; Metazoa; Chordata; Mammalia; Pholidota; Manidae. The transcript is spliced from 5 exons. Gene Ontology annotation, molecular function: guanyl-nucleotide exchange factor activity. The record is from RefSeq and is a predicted model, not a curated record. The annotation marks the transcript as partial. Gene Ontology annotation, biological process: small GTPase-mediated signal transduction.